AUGGACAGCGUGCUCAAUUGGGAUGAGGCCAGGGUUUGCAAAUGGCUCUCUUCUGUCGGGUACACCGGUUAUGAGAAGAAAUUUCAAGAAAAUGGCAUAACAGGCGACGUGCUCGUGAAUUUGGAUAGCGAGGCCCUGAGAGAUCUUUCAAUACAAUCUGCAGGCACCAGAACUGCCCUCCUCAAGAAUAUUUAUCAUCUUAAAGUACAGCACCGAGUGCCAAUCAAUGAUUGGGACUACAUCCCGCCAACCAUUACUUAUGAUAAUGAAUGGCUAGGUCAUAACGGUAUGUUGGAUUAUCGAAAGAUAGAGGCUGCAUUUCAGGAAAGAGAUGCAACAGUGAAACAUCUGUCGGACGAAUUAUCCAAAAUGAACAAUGAUAUGGCUCGGUUAAGAGAUGAGAUGAUGAGUAUGUGGAAGGUUAUUAAAGAUAAGAAGCCUUUGCCUGUGCCAGAAUUUGAAAAGGCAAGGUCACCACAGUCAAAAUACCCAAAUCAGUGGUCACCGCAUAAUACGCGAGGAGGCCAAUAUGAAUUGAGCCAAGAGCAAGUGAAUUCACCGAAUUCUCCUUUGGAGGCAUCAAACUCGGCCAGAAAGAUGUAUCAACACGAUGGGUAUAAUCUAGACGAUUUCAAUAGAGGUCAACAACCAGUAACAGUCAACGAUGGUGGGGCUAUCAAGGUCUACGGUGGCCGAAUUGCUAACAACUCCAAAAUAGAACUGGAAGCAUCUAAAAAUGUUCGAUUGCUGCUAGACGACCCAUGCUCGAAAGUAAUUCCGGUGGCGCUACGAAAGUACAACGUAACAGAUGAUUGGUACAAUUAUGCGUUGUGUAUACAAUGGGGAACAGAAGAUAAUCUCCAAGAGCGUGUACUUAGUUACGACGAGAAACCGCUUAGAGUUCUUCAAAAAUUGAAGGAUCAAAAGCAGAAUCCAAUGUUUACACUGAAGCACAUCAAAGAUUCCAAGCCAUUGACGCCUCCUGGUGAUAGUAAUUCGUCUUUGCUUACCAGCCCCAAUUUAUCACCACCACCGGGGGUUUUGGGAAGGUCGCAAUCAUACAAGGCAGCAACAAGCAUGUCUAAUCCCAACUCGUUCUCUCCUUCUCGAGCAGUACCAAAGCCCACUACAUCUCUGUCAUCUAGUCUACAUCAACACAAAGAUCUUCCAACUUCACCGCAAGAAUCCUCUAUGAAUACUGCAGCUGGCUCUGCAAUGAGCCAGUCGUCUUCAGCGGCAUCAACUUUACGUUCUCUGAUGAAUCCAUUGGCUAAAUCCAACAAUAAGAUGGCACCGCAGAUACAUACGACUAAUGCCGAUAAUAACUCGCGAUCAGGAGGAUCUGGAACCCUUCUUGCAGGCAAAGCGGGUUUUGAUACGCCGGUGUUGGCACCAUCCAUUUCUGCACCUACUGCUUCUUCAUCCACCAAUAGUAAAACUCAAUCUCCAAGCAAACCAGAACAUUUUCUAGGUGACCUCGGGCUAGAAUCUGGCAUGGCAGAUGUUAUAUAUUCCUAUAUGAUGAACCGUUCGGAUAGUAGCAGCAAGGACAGCAGCAAAGGAAAUGAAGAUGACAUGUAA
Umbelopsis ramanniana AG is the source of this 1581-nucleotide messenger RNA. RefSeq lists its product as uncharacterized. Gene Ontology annotation, biological process: signal transduction. The coding region runs from base 1 to 1581 and encodes 526 amino acids. Gene Ontology annotation, molecular function: protein binding. The record is from RefSeq and is a predicted model, not a curated record. NCBI's taxonomy places the organism in Eukaryota, Fungi, Mucoromycota, Umbelopsidomycetes, Umbelopsidales, Umbelopsidaceae. The transcript has 8 exons.